AUCAUAAUCAAUGUUUUUUUCGCUUGUUGUUGAAUUAAUGUUUUUUGUUCGAAAAUUCAUCAUCAUUAAUAUAAUUAAAUUAUCAAAUUUAAAAUAAAUGGCUGCCGGCCUUUAUGAUAUUACGAAUGAUGUAUUGGGUAAAGGUCAUUUUGCAAUUGUAAAACUUGCUAGACAUUGUUUAACUGGUGAACAUGUAGCUAUAAAAAUUGUUGAUAAAAUUAAACUUACAAAAGAAGGUUUAGAACAAUUAAGUAGUGAAAUAAAGUUAUGGUCAAUAUUAUCUCGAAAUGAACAUCCAAAUGUUGUAAAACUUUAUCAAUGUAUUGAUACAAGAACUAAACUUUAUCUAGUCAUGGAAUAUUGUGGAAACAAUGUUUGUGAUCUAUAUGAUUAUAUACAAAAAAAGAAUGAUGGUGAUGGUUUAGAUUCGAUGGAAGCUAAACAUAUUUUCAAACAGAUUUGUAAGGCAAUUUACUAUUGUCAUUCACUGAAAAUUGUUCAUCGUGAUCUCAAACCAGAAAAUAUACUUAUAAUCAAUAAUCGACAACUACAACAACAACCGAAAAGUGAUAUUUUAGUUAAAUUGAUUGAUUUUGGAUUUUCAAAUCAAUGGUGUGAAGAUGAAUUACUUCGUACUUCUUGUGGUUCGUUAGCUUAUUCUGCACCGGAAAUUUUAUUAGGUAAUCAAUAUGAUGGUCCAAAAGUUGAUAUUUGGGCAUUAGGCUGUAUACUUUAUAUUCUUCUUUAUGGUCAUAAUCCUUUUAUGCAAUUUAAUGAUAAUGAAACAUUAAUCAAGAUUUUAGACUGUUCAUUUACUACACCGGAAAAACCAUCAGUAAAUGAAUUAUCGAUUGAUUUGAUAAGAAGUUUAUUGAAAAAAGAUCCAAAUAUGCGUUUAUCAAUUGAUCAGAUUCUUAAUCAUCCAUGGUUGAAUGAACAAGAAGAUUUAUCAACAACAACAACCACAUUACCAACAACAAUCGAUUUGACUGCAAUGAAAAAAGAACAACAACAGAUAAAAAUUGGCAAUAAAAAUCAUGUUAAUGAUUAUAUUAUUGAUCAAAUGAUUAAUCAAGGAAUCAGUAUUUCAAAAGAUCAGAUAAAAAAAAUUCUACAUAAUGAACAUAUUGUUGAAACAAUUGAAUCAUCAACAACAGAUAAGGAUAAUAAUUCCCCAUCUAUGGAAUAUAGUGUUAAUGAUCAUCAUUAUAUUAAAGCAACAUAUCAUUUAUUAAAAGAUAAAUCAACAAGAGAAUUGAUUAAAGAAGAAGGACAAACAAAUUCGGAUUUUGGCAAUAAUAAUAAAUUUCGUCAAAAUAAACGUGGAAAUAUUGUUACAACAACAACAACAGGAAGAAGAAGACGUGAUUUUAUACGAAGUGAUUCUCAUACUGUAACUACUACUACUACCACAGGGUUAACAAAAGAUAAUAAUUUAGAUAAGAAAAAAAAUAAUUUUUUACCAUUAUCAUUACCAUCGGAACAUACACAAAGUCUGAUAAAUUUAGAGCUACCACAAAAUUCAACAACAUCAUAUGUUCUACCAUUGGCAAGGAAAUGUUCAAUAGUUUCCGAAGAAGGUAGUAUUUGUGCUGAAAAUAAUAGUCUUCAAGAUAGCAAUAGCCUGACAUGUUUUGAUUCAAAAAUUCAAGAAUCUUCUUCAUUUGAUGAUGGUGAUAAUGUUGAUAAUGGUGGUGAUAAUCGUCAGAAAAAGCAUUUAAUCGAUAUAUUUGUAACCGAUUCAUCAACCACAAAUAUUGAUAACCAAAAAAUAAUAAAUCCAUCCGAAAAUUGUGAUAAUCAAUCAAUGAACGUAAUAUCGAUUGUUUCAGAUUUACAUCCAAAUCAUAAAAAAGAAUCAAUAUUACAUCCUGUAUCAAGUUCACCGGAUUUUUUAAAAUCAACUGAUAAUGAUGAUAAUAUUAUUGAUUCGAAUAAUUUUGGUUUAAACGAAACAAAUAAUGAAAAAUCAUUAUUCGAAUGUUUAGGUAGCAAUAAUAUUGAUAAGCAAAAAAUUAUCACCAAUGUUCGAACAAAACAAUCAUCAGUAACGACGAAUAAAUUUGAUUGUCCACCAUCAAUAACAACUACUAAUACAAAUCAAUCACCAUCAAUGAGAGUGAUUAUACAAUCAAAAUCUUUGAAUAAUAUUGCUUUCAUUGAACAUCAUCAUGAUGAAGGUAAUAAUGAUAAUGAUGAUUCGAAUAAUGUUGAUACAAAAUAUUCUCAUCAUCAUCAUCAUCCUCAUCAUUGUAAUAAUGAUAAUAAUGAUUCGAAUACCGUUGAUACAAAAUAUUCUCAUCAUCAUCAUCAUCCCCAUCAUUAUCACCAUUAUUCACAAAAUAAUACAUCAAAAAUGACAAAUUCAAUGUCGACUGUUAAUAUUAAACAAAUUAAUCAUCACAAUAACAACAGCAAUAAUAGUGGUAAUAAUCGUACGGAAAAAAAUGAUUGCUGUAGAAUAGAUUAG
Dermatophagoides pteronyssinus (European house dust mite) is the source of this 2470-nucleotide messenger RNA. RefSeq lists its product as uncharacterized. Gene Ontology annotation, cellular component: cytoplasm. Gene Ontology annotation, biological process: intracellular signal transduction; protein phosphorylation. The record is from RefSeq and is a predicted model, not a curated record. Lineage: Eukaryota; Metazoa; Arthropoda; Arachnida; Sarcoptiformes; Pyroglyphidae. Gene Ontology annotation, molecular function: protein serine/threonine kinase activity; ATP binding.